CACUUGACUUUUCUCUCGUUUCACCAGUGGUAUGGUACCAGACUAGACAGCGUAGAGCUAGUUAGCCAUAUUUCUGUUUUCAACAGUUCUAUAUUACACGGUUAAUGUAAAGUAACGUUCUGUGCGUACUUUUGUGGGACAUUGACGACUGAUUUAUUUUAACAUCGUUUUCUCUGCGUUCCGCAGAAGACAGUGAGCCAUGUACAAUGGAAUUGGCCUGACAACUCCGCGGGGCAGCGGUACCAAUGGCUAUGUGCAGCGCAAUCUGUCGAGCCUUCGGGUAAAACGGCCUCGGGACGAGCGUGGUGGUGAGCGGGAUGAGAAGGAUCGGGAGAGGCUUGAGAGUCAGCUCAAUAGACAGCCCAAUGCUGAAAUCCUGGAACACCAGCGGAAGAGGCAGCUGGAGGUCAAGUGUGCUGAGCUGCAAGAUAUGAUGGAGGAUCAGGGGUAUUCUGCAGAGGAGAUUGAGGAGAAGGUCAACAGUUUUCGCAUGAUGCUGCAGGAGAAAGAGGAGCCAGCUCCUGCCACUGCUGAGAAACCAACGGUGACAGAGACUCAUGCUCUUGCUGCAGCCAACCAGCAGAAGAAUGAUCGUCUUCGUGCUGCUUUUGGUAUUGCCAGUGACUAUGUGGAUGGAUCUUCCUUCCAUGCUGACCGGAAGGAGAAAGAGAAAGAAAAGAGAGAACAGGAACGCCUAGAAAGGGAGAGACUGCAGCAGCAGAAAUACACGUUGGUGGAAGAUUCAGAUGAAUCUGAUUCUCCUCCCAAGAAGCGGAGUCGAAGGAAGAAGAAGAAAAACAAGAAUAGAGACAGCUCAGAGAGUCCUUCUCCCUCACCUCGCAGAGGUAAAAAGAAGUCAAAGAAGAAGCAAAAGAAACGUGAGGUUUCUGAAGAGGAGGAAGAGGAUGAAAGUAAAAGUUCCUCUGAUGAGAAGCAGAAAGUGUCAAAGAAGAAAAGAAAAAAGAGCAAAAGCACAAGUCCUCCAAAAGCAAAAGUGGCACGACACAGGAGCGUUUCUUCCAGCUCUGUUCAGAGUCGUUCUCCAGCUCCAAUGAAGUCACGUAAACAAGACCAAACUGCUGGAAAACCUAAUGAAGGAAGAAGAGGGAGGUCUCCAGAAGGGAGAAGAAGGGGCUAUGAAGAGCACAGCCCAACUCAUCAGGGACCUGAAAGGAAAAGGCCCAAUUUUGAGAGAGAAAAAGAACAAUGGACUGAUAAGAACUCCACUAGCAGGAGGCAUGACUCGUCAUCCCCUUCUCCACCUCAACUGAGAGAUAAAAACAAGAAGAGUUCCAGGAGCAUACAGGAAAGUGAGAGAAAAAAACAUUCAAGUUGCACAGAAAGAGAAAGGCGUUCCUCAAGUAGAGGUAUGGAUCAAAGGGGGCGUUCAAGAAGCAAAGAAAAUGAAAAGGAAAAAGCCAGGCGCUCCAGAAGCAGAGAAGUUGACAGAAGGCAGCGAUCAAGGAGCAAAGAGAUGGACAAACAAAAAAGGUGUUCAAGAAGUCAAAAUGCGGAAAAAGCGAGGCGCUCUAAAAGUAAAGAGCAGGAGAGAGGAAAGCGAUCAAAGAGCAGAGAGAUUGUGAGAGGCAGGCGUUCAAGAAGCCAAGAAUUUGACAAAGAGAAAGAAAGGCAGUCCAGUAGUAGAGACAGAGAGAAGGGGAGUUAUUCAAGGAGCAGAGAAAAUAAGGGCAAAGGAAGAAGGGACAGUGUUCCUCGGAGAGAUAGAAUUGACUCCUCUUUAUCUCCCUCUCCUCCACGUAAACAGGUGGCAAGAAAAGAAAGGGGCAGAGAUUAUGUGCAGGAAAAAGAUAAACAGUGUCAAAAGAAAAGACAUGACUCUUCAUCUCCCUCGCCCUCUCCAGAAAAAGAGAAAUCAAAGAGGGAGAGAAGUGAAGAGAGACAGCACCGGAAUGAGAGAGAUCUACAGUGGAGGUUGACAAAUGAAAGAGAAAGUGGAAAGAAACAGAGAGAGAUGUCGCCGCAUAAACAGAAAAAAGACAGGAAAAGAGAUGAAUCCCCAUCUCAUUCUUCCUCACCUGUCUCUUGUUCACCUGUCAUGAAUGGGGCUCAAAUGAUGGAUGACAAGAGAAGAGAGCGUGAGACCACCAAGGAGAGGGAGAAACAUCUAACUUUGCAAAAGGAACAAGACAGAGAGAGACAUCAAGAAAUUGGAAGAAGGAAGGAUAUGGUGGUCCAGUCCUCUUCAGAAAGUAGGGAUGGAUCAAAGCCAACAGAGAGAAACAAGGGUGAAAGGCUAGACAAGGAUGACAGAAAAAUGAAAGGAAAAAGCCCAACAACAAAGGAGAAAUGUCUUGAAAAGGCUGGACAGGCCAAAAAAAGAACACAAAGUAAGAGUAGUAGCAGUAGCAGUAGUAACAGUAGCAGUAGUAGCAGCGGCAGUAGCAGCAGUGACAGUGAGAGUGAUAGCUCAUCAUCCUCUUCUUCAUCUUCCUCUUCAUCCUCAUCCUCAGAGGAUGAGGGCAGAGUGAAAAAGGGUGAAUCAGAAGAAAGGGAAAAGAGUAACCCAGUGAAAAGUGCAUCAUCUGCCAUUCAGGCUGCAGUUCAAAGGUAUGUAGCCAAUGGGCAAAAGGAAAGCUCUAUGUCUGAGAGUGAUGCACCCACAGUUUCCCAGAAAGACAGAGCAGACGAAGGAAGGGAGAGGCCACGGCCAUCUCAGAGAGCUCCUGAGAACUACCUGCCUCAAAGAAAAGGUCAGGAACGAUAUAGCCCCACACAGAUGGACAGCCCCAGUCCGCCACCACCUCCUACCAACAAAGUGGAUACCAGCAGCAACAGGUACUCUCCUUCUCAAACCAGCACAGAGAAAACAAGGGUGGGUGUAACAACUGAGGAAAGGGAGAAAAGAAGGGAGAAUGAUAUCCCAAGGAGGCAUGCACGGUCAAGCCCCUCAGCCAGGAGGUCAUACUCACCGCCUGAGAAGUCCACCUCUUCCCCUCCCACCCGUACUCCACCACGGCAGUAUCAAGAGCCUCUGGCAAGAUCUAGGAGAACUUCUCCUCCAGCAUGGUCAGAUCGGGACAGAGAUAGACAGCGGGAGAAGGAGCGAGGAGACAGAGAACGCCAGAUGGCUGCCAGAAGGAGUCGAUCCAGAUCCGGACCCACAAGGCAACAUGGCAGGUCUUCAUCCAGGAGCCCAAGAUGGCGCAGCAGGUCCAGAUCUAAAGGCCCAAAACAGCGCAGCACGUCCAGGUCUAGGGGCCUUAGGCAGCGCAGCAGGUCCAGGUCUAGGGGUCCGAGGCAGCGCAGCACGUCCAGGUCUAGGGGUCCGAGGCAGCGCAGCACGUCCAGGUCUAGGGGUCCGAGGCAGCGCAGCACGUCCAGGUCUAGGGGCCAGAGGCAGCGCAGCACGUCCAGGUCUAGGGGCCAGAGGCAGCGCAGCACAUCCAGGUCUAGGGGUCCGAGGCAGCGCAGCACGUCUAGGGGCCCGAGGCAACGCAGUACAUCCAGAUCUCGGGUCCCAAGGCAGCGCAGCACGUCCAGGUCUAGGGCUCUGAGGCAACGCAGCACAUCUAGGGGCCCGAGGCAACGCAGUACGUCCAGAUCUCGGGCCCAAAGGCAGUGCAGCCCGUCCAGGUCCAAGGGCCCAUGGCAGCGCCGCAGGUCCAGGUCUAGAAGCCCAAGAAGACAGAGCCCCCUCAGCAGGUCCCAUCACUCUCCCUCUCCACAGCAGCAAAGAUGGAACAGUAGAUCCCUCUCUAGAGAAAGACAACUGGACAAGACAAGAGCUAGAGAGGUACAACAAGGGAGACCAGGGAACAAGGAGGAUCCUUACCCUAAAAAUGCUCCCCAACGUAGCAGGUCAUCCUCAUCCUCAAGCUCCUCAUCGUCUUCUUCAUCCUCAACUUCACCUUUGCACCAGAGGAAAGAAAUAAAAGCAACAACAGAGCGUGAGAUGACAAAAGAUCAUGAGGACAAGCAGAGAGUAGAAAGACAGCAGAAAAGUCAUUCCUCAUCCUUACAGGGUCCUUUCAAAGAUGUAUCUCAUGAUCCUGCUUUAGGUAGAAACGUGUCUCAGUCUGACAUUAGGCGCUCUGAUGUGACCUACAAUAGGUCUCCAGUUGGUAGCCAAUCAGAUAGCUCAAGUAAGAAACAGUCACUACCAGCUGCCUCUCAACCAUUGAAUAAAACAAUCAGAAAUGAAAGUGCUGUAAACAAGGAGACAAAUGCAAAGAAAAAAUCCAUCAGGAGCAGCAGCUCCAGUUCUUCAUCCUCCUCGUCCUCGUCGUCUGAGUCUUCUGAGUCGUCCUCCUCAGACAGUUCUGACUCUGAGGUGGAGCAAGGAAAAGGGAAAACAACUCAAGCUCAAAGUUCCCCUUCAUCAUCCUCAUCUUCUGACACUGAGAAGGAAGCAAAAAAAAACAGCCCUGCCAGACCAAUGAGAGUGCCAGCUGAUUCCCUGAGAGAUUCUCGUUCAUUGAGUUAUUCUCCUCCAAGACACAUGAGAGGAGCUCCGUUGUCACCAAGCCACAGAAGGAAUGACCAUAGGCAGUCCCCAAGCCGCUCAUCAAGCAGCAAAAAAAGGAAAUGAGCUGACAAUUACUGCUUCUGUAUUGGUUCGCUGUUGAACUUCAUCUGGUUUGUACAAUAUGAACCUAAAAGCCAGCGGACAAUAAAUGCACAUCUGUGAAUGUCUGGAGAGUCAUUUCAGUUUUGAGUCAUCACACAAAACACUGAUGUGUUGGUGUGGUUUUUUAAAGCUGUGAUAGCGUUAGGCUGGCUUGUACAUUUUUUAAUGAGAUAAAUAAAUCGUACACUUUUCCCACACAGUUAAAAUUGCCCUAACAAUGCCCUCUGUACUUGUAUUGUUUGUUGCGUUCUGCCUGUAGAUAUGAUCUGUUUUUUGGUUAUUAUGUAACAGAUGUGAUUUCAAUAUAAUGUGAUCAGAAAAUUAAACUUUGUUUUUUCUUUGUUGGGAAUGGUUAAUAAUAAAAGGCAAUUAUACAUUUUAUUUGUCUGGAAUUUGCUUUGGUAAAUUAAACCACCAAGGAUGUGUCUGAUUUUGUUCUUCCUAUUGUCAACAUUCUAUUAAAUAAACACUGUGUAUCCUGA
Molecule: messenger RNA, 5070 nt
Organism: Betta splendens (Siamese fighting fish)
Lineage: Eukaryota; Metazoa; Chordata; Actinopteri; Anabantiformes; Osphronemidae
Gene: srrm2
Product: serine/arginine repetitive matrix 2
Exons: 14
Coding region: 200-4549 (1449 amino acids)
Source: RefSeq, a predicted model, not a curated record